UGCCCAGGGGAAAACACUCACUCGCAGCAGAGCAAGUUAUAAACUCGACAAUUCUGCGCUGAGUAAAGGCUGUGUUUAACGACUUGGAGCAGAAAAGUGCAGACAUUUACAUAGUUUAAACGUGUCGCUGGCCCUUUGCUUGCUAGCCCUCCUCCGCCAUUUUGUGUCAGCCGAAUGCUAAUAAUGGGCGCUCAGGCAUUUACUACACUUUAUUUAUGGUCGGAAUAAAAUUCAGUUUAACACUUUAAAACGAGAAACAAACCAUUUUAAGCGGAGUUUUAAGCCCAUUUUCGGCAGGACGCGGCCACCCUGCGUGCGCGCGAGCUGCUGAUUUAAUUUGAAUUCAAACGGUCGUUUUAGUUCGUUAUUACAGCCGUGCCUCACAGCCUUCACUGUACAUGAGCUAAAAACGCCCAAACCUGCAGUUUUCCAGCGGAAAACACGGAGAUACGUGACAUUUCCACUGAAGGACCUCCACAAGUCUGCGGGCAUCACCCAGCCUGCACCUUUCACGAGAUUCUUUAAAAACAGCGGAAAGCUGAACUUGUUAGUCUAACUUUUAUUCCGCCCUUCUGCCCCAGUUUUAAACCCCCAGAUUGCGAAAAGGAAAAUGGGAAAAUGACAGACGCACCUCCCAAGGAUGCCUCUGCCCCCGGAACAGACUUUGACAUGAUGACUGCACUUGAUUGGAAGGAUGGCAUAGCUACAUUGCCUGGCAGUGACAUCAGGUUCAGAAUGACAGAAUUUGGCACAUUGGAAAUUGUAACGGAUCCAGAACCUAAAGAUAAAGACCAGCCAGCAUGCCCACAGACUGAGACUGCAACCUCCAAGAGCAACCCAUUAUCUGAACUUAACCGACCACCCAACCCCUCAAAUCAGACCCAUCCAGCACCCAUAGGUGCACCAGGAGAGACUGUGGCUCCCUCUGGUCAGCAGGCACAGGCAGUGGGUUCUGUUGCAGUUGGCACUUGCCCCGAGGAAGGCACCAGCACAGAGUUGGGCAGGUGUAAGACCUGUGGACAUUCUGGUUCCCUGUCAUCUUUUCUCCAGGGAAAAUUCUGCAGUCCUGCAUGUGUUCAGCCUAGCAGUGGCAGGUCAACUCCAGCUGAUACCGGAGAAGGUGAGCGUUUAGGUAAACGUGUCCGGAAGAAGAAGAAGAUGUUCAUGGAGUCUGAGGAAGAGGAUGAGGACAACAUCGAAGAAGAGGAGGAGAGAGUUAAAACUUCAAAAGGCAGAAAAGCAGCUAAAAUUGCCAGAUUAGUAACGACGGCUCCAGUGAAAAAGAAGGCUUGGAGUUGGCCUGCUUAUUUAGAGGAGGAGAAAGCAGUGGCUGCACCCUUGAAACUUUUUAAAGAACACCAAUCCUUUCCACAGAGCAGGAACAUGUUUAAAGUGGGAAUGAAGCUGGAAGGUCUGGACCCUUGUCAUCCUGCCCUCUUCUGUGUGCUUACUGUGGCAGAGGUCCAAGGUUAUAGAAUAAGACUUCAUUUCGAUGGUUACCCUGAGUGCUACGACUUCUGGGUGAAUGCAGACUCCUGGGAUGUGAAGCCGCCAGGCUGGUGUGAAAAGAUGGGCCUCAAGCUGCUGCUACCUAAAGGUUGCAGAGAUGGAGAAUUUAACUGGAAUACUUAUGUUAAAAAUUGUAGAGGCCAGCUGGCACCCAAACAUCUCUUUAAAAGUCUUAAUACAUCAGUGACCCCCUCAGGUUUCCGUGCUGGGAUGAAGUUAGAAGCUGUCGACAGGAAAAAUCCAUCACUCAUCUGCGUAGCAACCAUCUCUGCUGUUGUGGAUAACCGUCUUCUCAUUCACUUUGACAACUGGGAUGAUACAUAUGAUUACUGGUGUGAUGCUAGCAGUCCAUAUAUUCAUCCAGUUGGAUUCUGUGAAGACACAGAGUUAACACUGACCACACCUGCUGAAUACAAGCAACCAAAAAGUUUCUCGUGGGAGAAAUACUUGGAGGAGACUGGAUCCCAGGCUGCACCAGCUAGAGCCUUCAAACAGAGACCCCCACAUGGCUUCCAGGUGGGGAUGAAGCUGGAGUCAGUGGACAAACGCAACCCCAUGCUUAUUCGUGUAUCUACUAUAUCUGAUUUAGAGGAUUUCAGAGUGAAGAUUCAUUUUGAUGGCUGGACUGAGGAGUAUGAUUACUGGGCUGAUGCUGAUAGCCCAGACCUGCAUCCUGUGGGUUGGUGCCAAAAGACUGGUCAUCCUCUUCAACACUUUAAUGGUUCCAGUGAACCCCCAGCACCCCCAGGACAAGGCUGCCCUACUCCAGGAUGCAAUGGUGUAGGGCACAUCAAAGGGCCGCGCUAUGGAACACACUACACGGCUGUAAGCUGUCCAUACUCAGAACUGAACCUAAAUAAAGAAGGGCUUGUACCGGACAGGCUAAGCGGAGAGAGACCGGUCACUCUUAGUGGACCUCCAAGACAUCGUCGGACUGAGUCACUUAAUCAAACAUCUGCUCAUACUCCCACUGGGAACAGCCUAGAGCCCACGGAAAGCCCAGACAACCCACUGCCAGCAAGAACUACCACCACUGCAGCCAAAUGUGUGAAGCCCCAUCAGGUGAAGCAUGAAGGAAAUGGAAAAGACUCUCUGCAGCAGUUCUUGCAUGACUCUGUGUUCUGCGGAUGGGAACCGCCCAAGUUUCAGCAAUGUUGGGAAAAGCACGGCAAACUGCUGCCUGAAGCCUUAGGCCUUAAUGCCAAGACUGUGGCCAAGUGGAACACAGAAGAGGUUGCCACAUUUGUACGGAAGUUACCAGGCUGCAGGGAACAUGCUACCAUUUUCAGGAAUGAGCAAAUUGAUGGUGAGGCCUUCCUCCUUCUCACCCAGUCGGACAUCGUUAAAAUUUUAAGCAUCAAGUUAGGCCCAGCUCUCAAAAUAUACAACUGUAUUCUAAUGCUGAAGAGCGCGGAUGAGGAGUAGCCCAGCCCUCAAGUGUCAGCGGAUCAGACUGGUGUCCAAUCAUUUUUCCUGAAUCUUGUCCCACCUGUGUCCAAUCCGUACACUUAGAAGGAUGGCAAGUUGUGGCUGUAAGAUAAUCUAGCAGAAAGACUUUUACAGUGAUUUAUCUGGUAAACUGCUGGUGUACACUGAUUGAUUGAUUGUCCUCUCCUAAAACUAAGCAAUCAAAAUGUUUCAAAAGAGUGGGAGGACCAUGUUGCUGCUGCACAGAUACAGAUCUAACUUUGUCUUUAUCCACAUUUUUGCUCCUAACUUGCUUCACAUUGCCAUUAGCAAUGCCAUUACUUUAACUUAAUUUAUUUCCUCUUGUUUGAUAGACUGGUUGCUUUGUGAGCUUUUUUGGGCUGGAGAGUGCAUAGUCCUGAGGUACCAUAACGUCAGUUAAUUAUUAAUAGUAUUUAUGAUUUUAUGGUUAUCAAAUUUCUGCUUAAAUGGUGUUGGAAGUGUGAAUAAAUUCCACAUUAGUGGAUCUUUUUACUUGAAAUGUACAAAGUAAUUUUUAGAAAGAUGCAAAAACCACAUCUUUGUAAAUGAGCACACACUUCCCAAAAUGGUCAGAAUGAGUAUGUAUAUGUAAGACCAUUAUGAUGUGUGUGCAUGUGUGUGUUUGUGUGAGUGUGACCACUUAUGUAAAAUUAUGAAAGACUAUGCAUGAAAGAGAGUGUGCUUUUUUUCCUCUCUAUUGCGUUGAGGAAUCUCUUGGUUUGGGGAAAAUCUUUCAAUGAAUGUUUCAGUUGGUGUGUAUUAUUAGUAUGAAAUUUGUGCUUUGUGAAAUUCAUUUAGAAACUGUAAAUUUGCUGUACAGUAAAUUCCUCCAUGUGAUCUACAGAUAUGUGUUUUGAUCCUCAGAGGACCUGACGGAAUGUGUGUGAGUGUACAGAACAAAACUUGCUGAAAGGUUUAACUGAAAAUUUACAGACCUAAUGUAAGCUAUAGUGCUCAAUGGAGUCUGAUGAAAUAAAAUGAAGCUCUGAUUUAAA
This is a messenger RNA of Astyanax mexicanus (Mexican tetra), 3953 nucleotides long. RefSeq names its product L3MBTL histone methyl-lysine binding protein 1b (gene l3mbtl1b). Gene Ontology annotation, molecular function: zinc ion binding; protein binding. NCBI's taxonomy places the organism in Eukaryota, Metazoa, Chordata, Actinopteri, Characiformes, Acestrorhamphidae. Gene Ontology annotation, cellular component: nucleus. The record is from RefSeq and is a predicted model, not a curated record. Gene Ontology annotation, biological process: regulation of DNA-templated transcription. The coding region runs from base 619 to 2934 and encodes 771 amino acids. The transcript is spliced from 21 exons.